GGCUCAUACACAGUGCUUUUCUUACUGUUUAGACUCUGGAAUUUUAAAGAAGAGUAUGAAGGUACUGGUGACCGGUGCAUCCGGUUUCCUAGGCGGAAGACUCUGCCACGCCCUGCUCCGACAAGGCCACACCAUUCGGGCCUUGGUUCGCCGGACCAGCGACCUGUCGUCCCUCCCUCCGCCCACCGACGGCGACGCUUCCUUCGAAAUCGUCUAUGGUGAUGUGACCAACUACCAUUCCCUCCUGGCUGCCUGCUCCGACUGUCAAGUCGUCUUCCACGUAGCUGGCCUCGUCGAACCCUGGCUUCCUGAUCCUUCUAAGUUCUUCUCAGUGAAUGUUGGAGGGUUGAAGAAUGUCUUACAGGCAGUGCGAGAGACGAAGACCGUUGAAAAGCUGAUAUACACGUCCUCCUUUUUCGCUCUUGGACCAACCGAUGGAUAUGUUGCUGAUGAGAAUCAAGUUCAUCAUGAGAAGUUUUUCUGUACUGAAUAUGAGAAAUCGAAGGCCUUAGCUGAUAAGGUUGCAAUACAAGCAGCAUCCGAUGGGCUUCCAAUAGUGGCAGUUUAUCCUGGAGUUAUUUAUGGGCCAGGAAAGCUCACCGCCGGAAACAUUGUUGCCCGAAUGUUAGUCGAACGCUUUAAUGGGCGGUUACCUGGCUAUAUAGGGUCUGGAAAUGAUAAAUUCUCUUUUAGCCAUGUUGAUGAUGUAGUAGAGGGCCAUAUUGCGGCAAUGAACAAAGGACGACCUGGUGAAAGAUAUCUACUGACAGGAGAAAAUGCAUCAUUCAGGCAUGUUUUUGAUUUAUCUGCUAUCAUCACUGAGACAAAAAAACCUCUGUUUAAUAUCCCCUAUUGGGUGAUUGAGGGAUAUGGCUGGGUCUCAGUUCUUCUCUCACGAAUUACGGGACAGCUUCCUCUGAUCAGCCCCCCGACUGUGCGUGUUUUAAGACAUCAGUGGGCAUAUUCGUGUGAGAAGGCUAAACUAGAUUUGGAUUACAACCCUAGACGCUUGAAGGAAGGGCUAGCAGAGAUGCUACUCUGGCUUAAGAACUUGGGCUUGAUAAAAUUCUGAAAACGAUAUGGUCGAAUAGUCUGCAGCUUUUUAAUACACAUAUUCAAGCCAUCUCAUAGAAACAGGCUUUCAUAAUAUCAGAAAGUUUGGAAUUGUCCACAGUGCUAAGAACGAGUAUCUCAUAAUGUUGUGAAAAGUAUAAUGGU
Molecule: messenger RNA, 1218 nt
Organism: Juglans microcarpa x Juglans regia
Lineage: Eukaryota; Viridiplantae; Streptophyta; Magnoliopsida; Fagales; Juglandaceae
Product: putative dihydroflavonol 4-reductase
Exons: 7
Coding region: 56-1072 (338 amino acids)
Source: RefSeq, a predicted model, not a curated record